Messenger RNA from Drosophila ananassae, 1584 nucleotides. RefSeq names its product glyoxylate reductase/hydroxypyruvate reductase. Gene Ontology annotation, cellular component: cytosol. Gene Ontology annotation, molecular function: hydroxypyruvate reductase (NADH) activity; glyoxylate reductase (NADPH) activity; NAD binding. The transcript is spliced from 2 exons. NCBI's taxonomy places the organism in Eukaryota, Metazoa, Arthropoda, Insecta, Diptera, Drosophilidae. The coding region runs from base 359 to 1402 and encodes 347 amino acids. The record is from RefSeq and is a predicted model, not a curated record.
AUUUAUUUUUUGUUUGUAUGCAAGAUAUGAAAUUGUACAAUUUUGUAACAAAUAUAUAACAAAAUGCUCCACUUAAAUAUAUUCAGAUGAUUUUUUCUAAACAAAGUAUUCCUUUUUUCUAAUGCGUAAUACGUAUGUAUUACGUAUACGAAAUACAUACGCAUUGCGUAUGUUAUUAGUUAAUUUUCGAGACAUAAUUUUCUGAAAUUAAAUAUUUAAACUACAAUUUUAGAGGGUAGAACGGAAGUUCCAUCUCUUGCUACUUAAUAAAGCUCAAAUCAUUUUUCCCGCCUCCAAACAAGGUCACAUUGGAUUUUAACCUGUUACUUUGUGUACGAUUUUCCAGACAUUUGAAUUAAUGCCACCGCGGCUGCCACUCGCACCGUUUAGAAACCUACUGCAUCUUGGACGCGGAUCUAGAACUAUGAGCUCCCAGCCAACUGUAUACGUGACUCGUCCGGAUGUUGAUUCCAGCGGUUUGGAACUUUUGCGUAAGAGCUGCCAGGUGAGCACUUGGAAUGAGGCCCUGCCUGUACCCCGGACCGAGCUUUUGCGGCAAAUUGCUGGAAAGGAUGCCUUAUACUGCGCUUUGACUGAUAAGAUUGAUAAGGAAGUGCUGGAUGCUGCUGGUUCCCAGCUCAAGUGUGUGGCCACCAUAUCGGUAGGCUACGAGCACAUUGACGUGGAAGAGUGCAAGAAACGUGGCAUUCGCGUAGGAUACACUCCGGAUGUCCUAACAGAUGCCACGGCGGAGCUAACGCUUGCCCUUCUAUUGGCCACCAAUCGGCGCUUGUUCGAGGCCAACAAGCAGGUCUAUAACGGAGGCUGGAAGUCCUGGGCCCCUAUGUGGAUGUGCGGCCAAGGUCUCAAGGGAUCCCGCGUAGGUCUCUUUGGCUUUGGACGCAUUGGGCAAGAGAUUGCGGCACGCAUUUUCCCCUUUAAACCGUCGGAGAUAACCUACACGACCCGAACGGAACGUCCCAAGGAAGCGAAGGCGGUCAACGCCCGAUACGUAAACUUCGACGAGAUGUUGUGCAACUCGGACUUUAUCGUUGUCUGCUGUGCUUUAACUCCGGAAACCAAGGAAAUUUUCAAUGCCGACGCUUUUCAGAAAAUGAAAUCGAACUGCAUCUUCAUCAAUACAGCCCGGGGAGGAAAUGUAGACCAGAAGGCUUUAUAUGAGGCACUUAAAUGCAAACGUAUUUUGGCCGCUGGCCUGGAUGUGACCACUCCAGAGCCGCUGCCACUUGAUGAUCCGUUGUUGACGCUUGACAAUAUUGUUAUCCUUCCCCAUAUCGGCAGUGCCGACAUCGAAACCCGCAAAGAAAUGUCGAGGAUAACAGCACGAAAUAUUUUAGCUGCCCUUGCAGGGGAAAAAAUGGAAUCAGAAGUUGUACUAUAGACUAUUGGCAUUUUUUGGAAUUAUUUAGUCAAAUCUUAUAAUUUUUUUAAUAUGCAGCUGUUUCCGUGUUUUCUAGAAAACCUUGUGUAAUGGAACACCAGUCCAUAAAACCCAUGCGCAACAAUUAAACUGAAAUACAAUUCUAAAAGUGGAAUAAAAUAUCAAUUAAUUGAAAUAGUAAA